This is a messenger RNA of Salvelinus sp. IW2-2015, 1588 nucleotides long. RefSeq names its product ADP-ribosylation factor-like 5A (gene arl5a). Gene Ontology annotation, biological process: protein localization to Golgi membrane; intracellular protein transport; vesicle-mediated transport. NCBI's taxonomy places the organism in Eukaryota, Metazoa, Chordata, Actinopteri, Salmoniformes, Salmonidae. Gene Ontology annotation, cellular component: cytoplasm; trans-Golgi network. Gene Ontology annotation, molecular function: GTP binding; GTPase activity. The record is from RefSeq and is a predicted model, not a curated record.
UAUCAAAUAUGUGGCAUUUUGUGAAUGCUUGCAAUUGCCCCACUUCAAAAUAUGACCUAAAGUGCCUAUUGAUGCAGUACUACUGUGGGUAAUAAUUUUCUCUGAUUCUCUCUGGAAUCCAUCCUCACUGGACCGACUGUGGAGAGAGUGCAGCUUAGAGUAGGCGUGCGUCAGUGUUGACGACCGCACUCCAGCGGACCAAGCAAGCCAGCUAUCAUUGUAUUCUCUAGAAAUACAAUAUAAACCGCGUCCUGUAAUUCCAUGUCGACCAUAAAGGCCUUCGUGCAAAGAUGAAAACGUUAUCAAGAAGCGUUGACAUUACUGGUUUCUUUUUCACCGUCAAAUAUUGCCAAGUGUGACACUGACAGCAGCAUUGCCUGGCUAGCGCAUUAGCAACAUCUUCAGGAAUUCGCUAGCCUAGCUAAAUUAAUUGGCCGUAGCUACUCGUAGUUGUCCAAAGGCUCUGCAACAGCCAUGGGAAUACUUUUCACCAAGCUAUGGAGGCUUUUCAAUCAUCAAGAGCACAAGGUUAUUAUUGUGGGCCUGGACAAUGCAGGGAAGACCACCAUACUUUACCAGUUUUCUAUGAAUGAGGUGGUCCACACGUCUCCUACAAUAGGCAGCAACGUGGAGGAGAUAGUGGUGAACAACACACACUUCCUGAUGUGGGACAUCGGAGGACAGGAGUCACUGAGAUCCUCCUGGAACACGUACUACACUAACACAGAGUUUGUGAUAGUAGUGGUGGACAGCACAGACAGAGAGAGAAUCUCUGUCACCAAAGAGGAGCUCUACAGAAUGCUUGCACAUGAAGACCUGAAGAAGGCGGGCCUGCUGAUUUUUGCUAACAAACAGGAUGUGAAAGGCUGUAUGUCUGUGGCUGAGAUCUCCCAGAGCCUGCAGCUCACCUCAGUCAAAGACCACCAGUGGCAUAUCCAAGCCUGCUGCGCCCUCACUGGGGAGGGUUUGUGCCAGGGCCUGGAGUGGAUGAUGUCACGACUGCGGGUUAGAUGACCUUUGACGCUGAUCAACAACAACAGUGUGCUGUUCCUUUCUUCUCUCUACACCUUCAGUCCUGAGGGAUUGGGUGGUUGACAGGCGGCUCUUUUCCUCUCCAUGAGACUGACUUGACCCGGUUGGCCAGACUCCCUACCGGCCAGGAUGUUGUUUUUCUUCUGCGUGUUUAUUUCUUUCUACAGAACACUGAUCUGCUCUGACUGAGAACUGUGAACAACCAGAACUGUACCACUCUACCAUUUCAGGAUCCAUUCUGGAAAGAAAAACUAAACAAAAGACUCAUGAAAUCCGGUGUAUUUAAUUUCUGAAUCUGCACGCUUGGUUUUCAUACUAUAAGAAAAAAGGAAUGCUUGGGACAGCUCAGACUUAACAGGAGUCGUCUUUAGCUGUGUGUGAGUGGGCUUGCCUGCCCAGAGUGGCCUUGUUGCAGUAUUGUCGGACGGCGUGAGGGGGUGGUAUUGCCCUGUGUGUACAGUCCAGUAUUUACAUUACAUCUGCAUCCCAAAUGGGAUAUAUAUAUAUAUAUAUCAGCAAAAAAAGAAACGUUCUCUCACUGUCAACUGCGUUUAUU